GCCGCUACACUGUAGCAGGCAUCAUAAGGACAUUUCGAAAUGAGAAUCGAAUUGCUAGACGUCCAGAUGUUGGGGGCAGAGGCAGAAUGUUCACUCCAGAGCAAGAGACCCAUAUAGUGAACAUGGUGAUUGCCAAUAAUGCAAUAAGACUGCGUGAAAUACAGCAGCGCAUAAUUGAUAAUGACACCAUCUUUCAAAAUAUACACAGUGCAAGCAUUUCUGCACUAAGUCGUGUACUUGCGCACCACAGAAUAAGAAUGAAGCAAAUUUACAGAGUUCCUUUCGAGAGAAACACAGAACGUGAAAAACAACUGCGAUAUGACUAUGUGCAGAGAGUGAUGGAACUAGAAGCAGAUGCAAUGGGACAUGAGCUACUUUUUGUGGAUGAGGCCGGUUUUAACCUCAGUAAAACCAGGAGACGUGGCAGGAACAUUAUUGGACACCGUGCCAUCAUCAAUGUCCCAGGACAACGUGGUGGUAACAUAACCAUGUGUGCAGCUAUAAGCCAAAAUGGUGUUGUUCACCAUCAUGCAACCAUAGGCCCAUACAACACUGCACACAUUAUUGCAUUCCUGGACACCUUGCAUGACAUGCUCACUGUUCAGAGACCAGAGCAGACCCGAUAUGUCAUCAUAUGGGACAAUGUUGGUUUCCAUAGGGCUGCUUUGGUCCGCAACUGGUUUACAGACCACCCAUCCUUCUUGGCACUCAACCUCCCUCCAUACUCUCCAUUCUUAAAUCCCAUCGAGGAGUUCUUCUCUGCCUGGCGCUGGAAAGUGUACGACCGUCAUCCUCAUCAACAGGUAGCCCUUUUACAGGCAAUGGAGGAGGCAUGUGGAGAUAUUGACCAGGCAUCAUGCCAGGCCUGGAUACGGCAUUCAAGGAGAUAUUUUCCCCGGUGCCUUGGACUGGAGGAUAUCGCAUGCGAUGUGGACGAAAUUUUGUGGCCGGACCCAGAAAGACGACAUGAUGUAGGCUGAUAGUCUUUUUUUCCCCUUUUUUUUGUGAAAUUCCUAUUUUGUGUUCUGACUUUGUCUUGGUUUUGAUGAGUGUGAAUAAACACCAAUACUUGAAGUUUGGAUCCUUGUAUGUUUACAUGACACUAUGACAAAAAUGUGACCUCAAAUUGACAUCUGUACACAGAGAAAGCAAAGGCCAGAUGUGUUUUGUAUUCAUACCAUCAGUGUGCAGUUGGCGCAUUGUGUGCUUAGUAGAUGAUGGCUUGUGUGUACUGUUU
Messenger RNA from Oreochromis niloticus (Nile tilapia), 1237 nucleotides. RefSeq lists its product as uncharacterized. NCBI's taxonomy places the organism in Eukaryota, Metazoa, Chordata, Actinopteri, Cichliformes, Cichlidae. Gene Ontology annotation, molecular function: nucleic acid binding. The record is from RefSeq and is a predicted model, not a curated record. The coding region runs from base 87 to 980 and encodes 297 amino acids. The transcript is spliced from 3 exons.